AUGGGGUUUAGGGAUAAUGCAAUUCAAGCAGGGAGUUUGGAUGUGGGGAAGAAGUCAAAGGGAAAGAUGAAGAAGGAUGGUGAUGAGAAGGAAAUUGGGUGUUGUGUUAAAUUUAAUUGCUUUGCAAAGUGUAUACCUUCAAGAUCAAAAGUUGAUUCUUCUAAAAGUGGCACCACAAGUGCUUAUAGUGUGGAUAAAACAUCUGCAUAUGAGAAAAGGGAAAGGGAAAGGAGUGCUCCUCCGGGAUCGUCUACAACUAGUAAUGCGGAAAGUAUCCCUUCUACUCCAAAGUUCAGCGAGGAGUUGAAGGUUUCUUCUGAUUUGAGAAAAUUCACAUUCAUUGAGCUAAAGAUGGCAACGAGGAAUUUUCGACCCGAGAGUCUUCUUGGUGAGGGAGGAUUUGGAUGUGUCUUCAAAGGUUGGAUUGAAGAGAACGGAACUGCACCUGUGAAACCAGGUACUGGACUUACCGUUGCAGUCAAGACCCUCAACCACGAUGGACUUCAGGGUCACAAAGAGUGGCUUGCUGAGUUAAACAUUCUUGGUGAUAUUGUUCACCCAAAUCUGGUUAAAUUGAUUGGUUUUUGUAUCGAAGAUGAUCAAAGAUUGUUGGUUUAUCAGUUUAUGCCCCGAGGAAGUUUGGAGAACCACCUUUUCAGAAAAGGGUCCUUGCCUCUUCCGUGGGCUAUUAGAAUGAAAAUUGCGCUCGGUGCAGCCAAAGGACUUCAUUUUCUCCAUGAAGAAGCUCAAAGGCCUAUAAUCUAUCGGGAUUUCAAAACGUCUAAUAUUCUGUUAGAUGCGGAAUAUAAUGCAAAGCUAUCUGAUUUUGGACUUGCUAAAGAUGGUCCUCAAGGUGAAAAUACACAUAUAUCAACAAGAGUUAUGGGAACAUACGGUUACGCAGCUCCUGAGUAUGUAAUGACUGGUCAUUUGACAUCAAAAAGCGACGUCUAUAGUUUUGGUGUAGUGCUACUUGAAAUGCUCACCGGUCGACGAGCUGUUGAUAAGAAUAGACCGAACGGGGAACACAACCUUGUCGAGUGGGCGAGACCUGUACUAGGAGAACGAAGAUUAUUAUUCCAGAUAAUCGAUCCUCGUCUCGAAGGUCACUUCUCGGUCAAAGGAGCGCAAAAAGCUGCCCAACUAGCCGCCCAAUGCCUUAGCCGUGAUCCAAAACUCAGACCUAUGAUGAGUGAAGUUGUUCAAGCUCUAAAGCCUCUGCAAAACCUCAAAGACAUGGCUAUCACGUCGUAUCACUUUCAAGUCGUGCGAGUAGAUCGCACGAUGUCGAUGCCAAAAAACGGUACGCAAACACAGUUAACAUCUUUAUCGAAGAAAGGUCAACCUAUGAGGAUAUUGUCAAGUCCAAAUGGUCAAAACGGUUCUCCGUAUCGUCAUUACAUCAAGUCGCCUAAACCUAAUGGAUAA
Messenger RNA from Lathyrus sativus (Indian pea), 1428 nucleotides. Lineage: Eukaryota; Viridiplantae; Streptophyta; Magnoliopsida; Fabales; Fabaceae. The record is from the annotation of a GenBank genome assembly.